Messenger RNA from Symbiodinium sp. CCMP2456, 936 nucleotides. Lineage: Eukaryota; Dinophyceae; Suessiales; Symbiodiniaceae. The record is from the annotation of a GenBank genome assembly.
AUGCGGACAUUUGCGCGCCGGCGGACGGCCCCGGAGCUGGACCUGGAAAAGGUGCAGCUGCCAAACCUGCUACCCAGCCGCGGAGGAAGCUUCGUGCCGCAGCUCAGUGCGAGGAGGCACUCAGGAGGACCUUCGGUGGCACCGGCCACACCUUCAAAAACCACAAGCCUAACACCACAAUCUGGAGGUUAUGCACUUGCAGAGACGCGAAAUCUGCGACGUUUGAGCAAGCAGCGAGGGCUGGGGCAACGAGAUACGGAGGCUCAGGACGAGGAGAUACCCAGCCUGGAGGAGCUGGAGCGUGACCUCCAAGGCUGGAAUGGCCAAUGGAAGAAGAAGAAGGCGGCAGUUCUGAUCCUCGAGCGCCUCCGCCUGGAUCAGGAGGCCGAGGACCGGAGGAGGGAAGAACUGGAGGAGAGGCGUCGCAGACAGGAGGAAAAGCGAGAGCAGAUGCGCCGAAUAAUGGAGCAGGAGCAGCGGGAACUGCAGGAAGAGAUCAAACGCCACGAAGCGCGGGUGAAGUCUUUGAAUGCAGCCAAAGCCUGGCAGAACUUCGCCCAUCGGAUCGUUUCCUUGCAGGAGAAGCUCAUCGAGGAGUUGAAGCAGCCAUGGACCUGCCCUACCUGCUCUGGUUCGGGUUUGUGCAAUAGGUGCAAAGGUGAGGGGACCCUUUCCGUCACGUACCUGUCGUCCAAUGUCCAAGCUCGAAAUGCAGAUGCAUUCCGGGGACGCUGCGUCUACGGUUGUCACGCCUGCGGAGGCAUUCGGGAUGGCCGGGAUGUCUAUGGCUACGAGACAGCAGAGCUAGGCUCUGGGCUGUGUCUAAAGUGUGCUGGGCAAGGGCAAAUCUGGCCCUCCCUACGAGAGGUACUGGCUCAGAUGGAGGAGCGCAAGAUGACAGACAUGUCUUCUGAUGAACCGCUGUCUCCACGGUAG